UGUUUUCAUUUUUUACUGUAACUAAUUCCGGGCUUUAAAGACUCGAGAAAAACAACUCCGUAAAUUUGAGAAGGCUCUCUAAUUCCGAGAGAUAGUCCCAUAAAAAUGAUGUCGAUCGCAAAAUACAGUAAUCUCAGCUACCGUGUAAUGUGCAAUAUGAAACGACUUGUCCCUGUUUCUUCCAGAAAUUACUAUGCAAAUAAUAAUGUCGUUCCGAUUGGAACAGAUCAAGAUAGAAACUCUGACACCUUCCAGGAUAAUUACAAUAGAAUGGCAGUCUUAGUCUCCCAACUGAAAGCAAAUAUUCAGAGAGUUCAAGAAGGAGGAGGUGCAAAAGCCACUCAGCGACACAAGUCAAGAGGAAAACUAUUGGCGAGAGAGAGGGUGGAAGCUUUAAUUGAUCCAUCUUCACCAUUCCUUGAAUUUUCUCAGUUGGCUGGAAAGGAUUUGUAUGGAUCUGAUGAGGUUCCUGCCGGAGGUGUUAUUACUGGAAUUGGGCGAAUCAUGGGAAACGAAUGCGUUAUUGUUGCGAAUGAUGCGACUGUUAAAGGUGGAAGUUACUACCCGAUUACAGUAAAAAAGCAUCUUAGAGCGCAAGAAAUCGCCGAACAGAAUAGUUUACCUUGUGUCUAUUUGGUCGAUUCUGGAGGUGCCAAUCUGCCACACCAGGCCGAAAUCUUUCCUGAUCGAGAACAUUUUGGAAGAAUCUUUUACAAUCAAGCAAACAUGUCUGCCAAGGGAAUUUCUCAAAUUGCUGUAGUUUUGGGUAGCUGUACCGCGGGUGGCGCUUAUGUACCAGCUAUGGCCGAUGAAAGUAUUAUUGUUAGGAAACAAGGAACCAUUUUUUUGGCUGGACCUCCACUAGUCAAGGCUGCCACGGGUGAGGAAAUCAGCGCAGAGGAAUUGGGUGGUGCGGACCUUCAUUGCAGUAAAUCCGGAGUUACGGAUCACUAUGCCGUUGAUGAUCUCCAUGCGUUACAUCUGGCAAGAAGGGCUGUCGGUAAUCUGAAUCUGGUGAAGAAGCCGGAUAUUUCUGUAGCCCAACCAGAAGAACCUCUCUAUCCUGCCGAUGAUAUUUAUGGAAUCGUUGGUGACAAUGUUAAGAAAAAUUAUGACAUUCGUGAGGUCAUCGCUAGAAUCGUGGACGCAUCGAGAUUUGACGAAUUCAAAGCCAAAUACGGAGAAACACUCGUCACAGGAUUUGCACGCAUCCACGGUUAUCCGGUCGGAAUCAUUGCAAACAACGGAGUUCUCUUCGCUGAAUCUUCGAUGAAAGGAGCCCAUUUUGUAGAAUUAUGUUGCCAGCGCCGUAUCCCGCUUAUCUUUCUUCAAAAUAUCACCGGUUUCAUGGUCGGACGAGAGGCGGAAGCAGGCGGCAUCGCUAAGCAUGGAGCUAAGCUAGUCACAGCUGUUGCUUGCGCUCAAGUUCCAAAGUUAACCGUUCUUGUCGGUGGAAGCUAUGGAGCCGGAAAUUACGGGAUGUGUGGAAGAGCCUACAGCCCAAGAUUUUUGUACAUGUGGCCAAAUUCGCGAAUUUCAGUGAUGGGUGGUGAACAAGCUGCUGGAGUCCUUGCACAGAUUUCGCAAGAGCAGAGAAAACGAGAAGGCAAACAGUGGACUGCUGAGGAAGAGAAAGCAUUAAAAGAUCCGAUUUUGAAGAAGUAUGAUGUUGAAGGAUCUCCGUACUAUUCUUCGGCUCGACUGUGGGAUGAUGGUGUAAUUGACCCAGCUGACACACGCAAAGUCCUGGCACUGAGUCUUAGUGCAGCGCUUAAUGCCCCAAUCCCAUCCACUAAAUUUGGUAUUUUUAGAAUGUAAAUCUGGGCGAGAAAGUGUAUAAAAUAUAUAGAUAACUAUUGA
Molecule: messenger RNA, 1860 nt
Organism: Daphnia pulicaria
Lineage: Eukaryota; Metazoa; Arthropoda; Branchiopoda; Diplostraca; Daphniidae
Gene: Mccc2
Product: methylcrotonoyl-CoA carboxylase beta chain, mitochondrial-like
Exons: 11
Coding region: 106-1818 (570 amino acids)
Biological process (GO): L-leucine catabolic process
Cellular component (GO): methylcrotonoyl-CoA carboxylase complex; mitochondrion
Molecular function (GO): methylcrotonoyl-CoA carboxylase activity
Source: RefSeq, a predicted model, not a curated record